This is a messenger RNA of Ilex paraguariensis (yerba mate), 558 nucleotides long. The record is from the annotation of a GenBank genome assembly. Lineage: Eukaryota; Viridiplantae; Streptophyta; Magnoliopsida; Aquifoliales; Aquifoliaceae.
AUGGGUGGAGUUAUUGAGAGUUUAAAAGAAGGUGGCAUUCUCGAUUUGGACUAUGAAGUCCAUGCUAUCCCCGAAUGGAUAUCAUCUAAGGCGAUGAUAGAUUCGUGGCUUGCAGAUGCUGUCAUGUAUGAACUCUGGGUGGGCUCUGAUGAGAGUCCUGCACAGAAGAUUUAUUAUUCUGAUCUCCCAUGGCCAAUUGGAAAAUUUUUGUAUUUCAAGCAAAUUCGUUUUGCAAAACAACUACUUGGGAUAACAAAAGACAAUGCUGAGAGAAGAGAAGCAGAGAUUUAUAAGAGAGCAACAAUUGCUUAUGGAGCUAUGUCAACUAGGUUAGGGGAAGACUCCUUCUUCUUUGAAAACAGGCCAACAAGUUUGGAUGCAGAGUUCCUUGGGCAUGCCCUUUUUACACUUCAAGCUUUACCUGUGAGUAAUUCUAUAGAAUGUGUAAUAGUUGUGAUCUUUGCUAAAACUGAUUUUGGUUCAUUUAAGGGAUAUUGUGCUGUUGUUUGUAUAAAGUCUCAGAGAGAGACUGUUAAGAUGAUCCUUAUAGUGCUAUAA